GUGAAGUCUCCUCGAGCUGCACAUGGGUAUCUACCAUGCUCCUCCCAUCCUAGGAAAAUCUGGGCCACUACCAUGCGAGCCAAAGGGCUAAGGUGUUACCAAAAUGAUGCUGCUGCUCUCCAGGCUGUCCUGUUGUAUGUGGAGGUGAGCUGCAGCAAGCUGUUCAAGCUGACCUGAAUGUGCACCAUCCUGCCAUGUCUGGGCUACAGCCUUGGCCUAAAGGUUGCCUUGAAUCUAGGCAGUGCAGUAUAGCAGAAGGAUGGUUUGAUUUGUGAUGGUCUAGAAGAGUCUUCUUUCAGCUGCCUGGCCUGGCCUUUGGAAGGACACUGCAGUGGCUUCUCCUCUGGAGAGCUUGCUGUACCUCUGCUGCUUCAGGCAUUCCUGUCCUGCUUUUGCCUUCUUUCUUUUUAAUCAUUCUCUAAUUCAAAGCCAAGUGAUGUAUUUUAAGUUGUGCAGUCAAGGCCUGUGCUCCAGGAAGGCCUGGGAAAAAAACCUUUUUAAAGGCCUGACCCAGGCAGGGGAGAUUCCUUCUAGUGCUGGGGCCAGGCCAGGGCAGGACUCGCUCACCUUCCCCUAGGGACACCAUUUUAUCUCUGCUGUAAGGUUUACAUCCUGCAGAAGUCCUGGUCUCCCUCCAGUUGAAGGGGAGACUGGGAGCUCUGGCAGGAGUGGGGCUGAUUUCUGAAUCUCAAGAGAACCAAGAGAGUGAGCAGUUUGAGGCUGUCUGAGUCAGUAUGGUGCUGCUGCUACAGAUCAAAGCUACUGGUUUAUAUUUUUAUAACGUGUGGUCCCUGCUGACAUUCUCCUGCGGAUGUACUGAUCAAAUGAGCUCUGAUGUUGUCCAGGGGGAUCCCUUCCAGGAGCCCCCAGGUCUGCAGAGGGGGAAGGUGCUGGGUGCUGGUGGGGGUUGGCAUAGUCCCUACCAUCAGUGUGCCCACACAGACGUGUUCAGGACACAGUCCUGGUGCAGGGUGCACGGCCUUCGCUACAAACCCCCAAAGGCUGCUCAGGAGCAAGGUCCUUGUAUUAUAAACUGCCUGAUGUCUGCCCCCAGUUUCCUCUGUGGACUGUUCCAGAUGGGCCCAGACCUGGGGACAUAACCUCCUGCCCUGUGUAGACCCCUCGGUGGAAUGGCUUUUCUGUUCUGGCUCGCAGAGGACACUUCCUCCCAUACCUCCUCUUGAAGUACGUGAUCAUCUCCCGGGAGGAGAGGGAGCAGAACCUGAUGGCCUUCCAGCACAGCGAGAGGAUUUACUUCCGCGCCUGCCGUGACAUCCACCCCGGGGAGAAGCUGCGGGUCUGGUACAGCGAGGAUUACAUGAAGCGCUUGCACAGCAUGUCCCAGGAGACCAUCAACAGAAACCUCACCAGCGGAGACAGGAAGUGGCAGAGGGAGAAGCUGGACAAGCAUGUAGAAAAUCAAGAGGAUGGGAGGGGGUCGCUCCAGCUCACCACCUUAAAACAAGGGAAGAGCCCUUACAAGCGCAGCUGUGAUGAGGGGGAGUCCCACCCCCAAACGAAGAAAAAAAAGAUUGACCUCAUCUUCAAGGACGUCCUGGAGGCCUCUUUAGAGUCUGCCAAGUUUGAAGAGAACCAGUUGGCAACGAGCACACCACUUUCCAUCCGAAGAGCAUCCAAGUACCAGGCCGAAGACAUCUUCGAGAAGUGUGGCAGUGCCAUGCAGCACGGCUCCCUAAACUUCGGCAGAAACCGAAGUGAGGGAGAGUGGAAGGUCCCCCACGGUUCCUCUUUCAGCUCAGCCAAAGAGAUGGGCAGCCUUGAAGACGAGGAAGAGGAGCCCCUGUCACUCGCAGCAGACAGCCCAACCGAGCUGUCACUGGCCUCUGCACAAGGCAACUCCCAUGAAAUCCCCACCACCUCCUUCUGCCCCAACUGCAUCCGUCUGAAGAAGAAGAUCCGGGAGCUGCAGGCCGAGUUAGACAUGCUGAGAUCUGGGAAGUUACCCGAGCCACCAGUCCUACCGUCCCAGGUACCUGAGCUCCAAGAAUUCUCAGACCCCACAGCUUCAGAAAGCAUCAUCUCUGUUCCCACCAUCAUGGAGGAUGAUGACCAGGAGGUGGAUUCUGCUGAUGAAUCGGUUUCCAACGACAUGAUCGCUGCUACAGAUGAGCCUUCCAAGAUGUCUUCUGCCACAGGCCGGAGGAUACGGCGGUUCAAGCAGGAGUGGUUGAAGAAGUUUUGGUUCCUGCGGUACUCCCCAACUCUGAACGAAAUGUGGUGCCACGUCUGUCGGCAGUACACGGUGCAAUCCUCUCGGACUUCAGCCUUCAUCAUUGGCUCCAAGCAGUUCAAGAUCCACACGAUAAAGCUUCACAGCCAGAGCAACCUCCACAAGAAGUGCCUGCAGCUUUACAAGCUCAGGAUGCACCCGGAGAAGACAGAAGAGAUGUGCCGGAACAUGACUCUGCUCUUCAACACGGCCUACCACUUGGCCCUGGAGGGCAGGCCCUACUAUGACUUCCGGCCCCUGGCAGAACUGCUGAGGAAGUGCGAACUCAAGGUGGUGGAUCAGUACAUGAACGAGGGAGACUGCCAGAUCCUAAUCCACCACAUCGCCCGGGCCCUGCGGGAGGACCUGGUCGAACGCAUCCGCCAGUCCCCCUUCCUCAGCAUCAUCCUGGACGGGCAAAGCGAUGACGUGCUGGCCGACACGGUUGCAGUUUACGUGCAGUACACGAGCAGCGACGGGCCUCCAGCAACUGAGUUCCUGUCUCUGCAGGAGCUGGGAUUCUCUACCACAGACAGUUACCUCCAGGCCUUAGACAGGGCUUUCUCCAGCCUGGGAAUACGAUUGCAGGAUGAGAAGCCGACUAUUGGCUUGGGAGUUGAUGGUGCUAACAUCACUGCCAGCCUGAGAGCCAACUUGUUCAUGACAAUCAGAAAGACCUUGCCCUGGCUUCUCUGCUUGCCCUUCAUGGUGCACAGGCCCCACCUGGAAAUUCUGGACGCCAUCAGCGGGAAGGAGCUGCCGUGCUUGGAGGAGCUGGAAAACAACUUGAAGCAGCUGCUCAGUUUCUAUCGUUACUCGCCCCGACUAAUGUGUGAGCUAAGGGUCACUGCUGCCACCUUGUGCGAGGAGACCGAGUUCUUGGGGGACAUUCGAGCAGUGAAGUGGAUCAUUGGGGAGCAGAAUGUGCUCAAUGCUCUAAUCAAGGACUACCUUGAGGUCGUGGCCCAUCUCAAAGAUGUCAGUGGCCAGACCCAAAGGGCAGAUGCUUCUGCCAUUGCCUUGGCUCUCCUGCAGUUCCUGAUGGACUACCAGUCGAUUAAACUCAUCUACUUCCUGCUGGACGUGAUUGCUGUGCUGUCACGCCUCGCCUACAUCUUCCAAGGGGAGUACCUGCUCGUGUCACAGGUGGACGACAAAAUCGAGGAGGCCAUCCAGGAGAUCAGCCGGUUGGCAGACUCGCCUGGGGAGUACCUGCAGGAGUUCGAAGAGAACUUCCGUGAAAGCUUUAACGGCAUCGCUGUGAAAAACCUGCGGGUGGCCGAAGCCAAAUUCCAGUCGAUCAGAGAGAAGAUCUGCCAGAAGACCCAGGUGAUCCUCGCCCAAAGGUUUGACUCCCGGAGUCGGACAUUUGUCAAGGCCUGUCAGGUAUUUGACCUCGCGGCAUGGCCCAGAAGCACCGACGAGCUCAUGAGUUACGGGAAGGAGGAUAUGGUACAGAUCUUUGAACACCUGGAGACGGUCCCGUCCUUCUCCAGGGAUGUUUGCAGAGAGGGGAUGGACACCCGAGGGAGCCUGUUGAUGGAGUGGCGAGAACUGAAGGUGGACUAUUAUACCAAAAACGGUUUUAAAGACUUGCUCAGCCACAUCUGUAAAUACAAACAGAGAUUCCCCCUCCUCAACAAAAUAGUUCAGCUCCUCAAGGUCCUUCCCACCUCCUCGGCCUGCUGCGAGAAGGGCCGCAACGCCCUGCAGCGGGUGCGCAAGAACAACCGCUCGCGCCUCACGCUGGAGCAGCUCAGUGACCUGCUGACCAUUGCCGUCAACGGGCCACCCAUCGCCAGCUUCGACUGCAAAAGGGCCCUGGAUAGCUGGUUCGAGGAGAAGUCAGGCAACAGCUACGCGCUGUCGGCCGAAAUGCUCAGCAGGAUGUCCUCCCUUGACCAGAAGCCGAUGUUGCAGAGCAUGGACCACAGCUCUGAGUUCUACCCUGAUAUAUAGAAAAGGAAUGCCUCAGAUCUCAAAGCUGUUGAAUA
Messenger RNA from Dryobates pubescens (Downy woodpecker), 4224 nucleotides. It is a transcript of the gene PRDM11, whose product is annotated as PR/SET domain 11. NCBI's taxonomy places the organism in Eukaryota, Metazoa, Chordata, Aves, Piciformes, Picidae. Gene Ontology annotation, cellular component: nucleus. The transcript has 4 exons. The coding region runs from base 1226 to 4189 and encodes 987 amino acids. The record is from RefSeq and is a predicted model, not a curated record. Gene Ontology annotation, biological process: regulation of transcription by RNA polymerase II. Gene Ontology annotation, molecular function: RNA polymerase II cis-regulatory region sequence-specific DNA binding; protein binding; DNA-binding transcription factor activity, RNA polymerase II-specific.